AUGAAUAUUUUUCGUGAAGCUGAUACCGCCACUAAAGCUGUUGCUCAUUCAGUCAAAACCAAAGAUUUUGUUAGUUAUACAUCAUUGACCGCUAAUGGAUUUGCCCAGAAAGGAGAUGCUGAUUUUGUGAAGUAUGGUGAUGAAAUUGUUUGUUUGGCUCUGUCCAGCAUGGUUUAUGAGAUGUCGCCACAACAGUGGCCAAGAUAG
Molecule: messenger RNA, 207 nt
Organism: Didymodactylos carnosus
Lineage: Eukaryota; Metazoa; Rotifera; Eurotatoria; Philodinida; Philodinidae
Source: the annotation of a GenBank genome assembly